Messenger RNA from Eremothecium gossypii ATCC 10895, 810 nucleotides. It is a transcript of the gene YML6, whose product is annotated as mitochondrial 54S ribosomal protein uL4m. Gene Ontology annotation, molecular function: structural constituent of ribosome. NCBI's taxonomy places the organism in Eukaryota, Fungi, Ascomycota, Saccharomycetes, Saccharomycetales, Saccharomycetaceae. The record is from RefSeq and is marked provisional. The transcript is spliced from 2 exons. Gene Ontology annotation, biological process: translation. The coding region runs from base 1 to 810 and encodes 269 amino acids. Gene Ontology annotation, cellular component: ribosome.
AUGCACUCCGUGAAUAUGCAAAGCAUCAAGUCUUUAUGGACUUCAUGUGGCAUGUUUGUGCGCCAUCAGUCGACACAUGCCAUCACCCCAUUGUUAGGGGCUUCUAAGCCACCUACCUACACAUUGACGACGUUGCGGGCGUUUCCAUCUCUGGAGCCAGUGUCGUUUAUGCCGGUUCCAAUGUCUGUGCUUGGUGUUCCUCUGCGCCGAGAUAUCCUAUGGCGAGCAGUUGUCUACGAAAACGAUAACAAACGUGUUGGGUCUUCCAAUCCACCAAGCCGGAGCGAGAACGGUUAUUCUAGGCGGAAGCUACUGCCUCAGAAGGGCACGGGGCGUGCACGAGUCGGUGAUGCGAACUCGCCUACUCGGCAUGGUGGUGGACGCGCCCAUGCAAGAUCUGCGCCCAAUGACUACACUACGAAACUCCCACGCAAAAUAUACUCACAGGCUUUCAGCAUUGCCCUAAGCCACCAGUAUCGCCAGGGGAACAUGUACGCCAUUGGCUUGGAGGAGUCCGGUAAACUUUCUGAGGGUGACCUCCCAGUCCUGGAUCUUCUGCCUUCCGAAACCAACCCUCACCCCGAUGCCGUCUUUGAAACUUUUCUAAACGAAUUCGGACUUCAGAACAAGAGGUUACUGUUUAUUAUUGAUGAACCUAGACCCAGUCUUAUGGCAUUCACUGAGUCAUUUAAGGAUAAGGUCGACAUUGUGCAAAAGGAGUUCGUCGAUGUCAACGACAUUCUCAGAGCCCACAGAAUUUUUAUUGAAUCCGAAGCUUUGAAGUAUCUUGCCGUUAUGCAUUCCUCCUAA